Batrachochytrium dendrobatidis JAM81 is the source of this 1854-nucleotide messenger RNA. RefSeq lists its product as uncharacterized. NCBI's taxonomy places the organism in Eukaryota, Fungi, Chytridiomycota, Chytridiomycetes, Rhizophydiales. Gene Ontology annotation, cellular component: post-mRNA release spliceosomal complex. Gene Ontology annotation, molecular function: RNA lariat debranching enzyme activator activity; nucleic acid binding; zinc ion binding. The record is from RefSeq and is a predicted model, not a curated record. The transcript has 6 exons. Gene Ontology annotation, biological process: mRNA splicing, via spliceosome. Bases 1 to 1836 code for a protein of 611 amino acids.
AUGAAAGUUCUCGUGGUGGGCUCACUUGGCGAAAAGCUUGAACAAGCAUUGGACAAGAUUGCUACGAUUAACAAAAAACAUGGUCCAUUUGAGUUGCUUCUUUGUGCUGGAGAUCUGUUUGGUUCCGAUCCAGCCCAGCAACUCGUGGUUUUGGAAUCUAUUCUUGUUGGUAAAAUCAAGAUUCCUAUUCCGACAUACUUUAUGGCUGGUAAACAUGUGUUGGCAGCCAAGUUGAUGGACUUGAUUGAAAAGACUGAAGGCCAGUUGACAGAAAAUCUGAUUUAUCUUGGCUCGAGAGGAACGACGACCACCGCUGAUCAACUGUCCAUUUCAGUCUGUAGUGGUGUAAACGCAGGUCAGUAUAGCAAAAAACAGUCUGGACAAAUUUUAGAUAUUCUAUUGUCAUCAGGAUGGCCAUCGCAAAUUCAAAUGCAAUCGCCGCUUGCGACGGUCAAACUCUCUGGAAAGUUGCUUUCAGUUGGAUCGGCUUUGGCAUCAGAUCUAGCAAUAGAACUCGCACCUAGAUAUAUGUUUUCAACUGACGAAGGUGUGUUUUUUGAACGUGAACCCUUUCAAUUCGGUGGUGCUGCACACUAUACAAGAUUUAUUGGUCUAGGUGCAUUUGGAGCAGCAAACAAAGAGCGGUGGUUUUAUGCCAUGAAUAUUGUACCGGCUGCUACGCUAGACACAAACACACUCAAGACUAAACCGGAAGUGGUAACCUCGUGUCCACUUACUCUUUCUCGUAGUGAAACCAAUCAGUCUACCAGUUUGAAGCGUCCUAGCGAAACAGAAACUGCCACUUCUUUCUUUUGGGAUCAAGGUAAUCCAACAGACGGACGAAAGAAACGACAAAGAGCUCCACCCGAUACCUAUGUGUGUCAUCGAUGUAAACAGCCUGGUCAUUGGAAAGACGAUUGCACAAUGGAGCAAGCACAGCAUCAGCGAUCAUCUGGCACACUUCCUGAUGGAUAUGUGUGCAAGAUCUGCAAUGUUCCUGGACAUCACAUUCGCGAGUGUCCAGAAGCUAAUCAUAACCGACUUGACCAGUCUGGCCAUCGCAAUCCAAACGGGCUUUUGACUCAUCGCGAUGAUUCAUUGUGCUGGUUUUGCACUUCCAACGAAAAACUUGAAGUGCAUCUCAUUCUUACAAUCCUAGACAAAACUUACAUUUCAAUAGCAAAAGGUGGAUUGGUGCCUGGUCAUGUUCUCAUUGUACCCAUUACACAUUUUACUAGCACACAAAGCAUACAGCAUCUCAGCGAUACUGAUACUAGCACGGAUGAAUCAAUUGACGCCAAGGAAACCAUCAAUGAAAUGAAUCAAGUUCAGCGUCGUAUUCGAGAAAUUGAAACUACUGCUCAAAAUGAUGUGGUUGUAUUCGAAGUCUAUACUGGCAAAAACAUUGAAAAUCCAGCACAUCAACGGUUGCAUCAUCUCCAUUUACAAGUCGUGCCAGUACCAAAAGGAAAAACUCAUGAGAUUGAGGCAGCAUUUAAAAAAGAAGCAGAGAAACAGCAGCUAGAAUGUUUGAAUGAGGUUCCUAAAGACGAUUCUGUGCCAUAUUUGAAAGUCGAACUGGAAAAUGGAAAAACGUUGGUUUUCUCACCAAGUACAGAGCGAAUUGCUGAAAUAGCUGCAGCAAGAAAAACACCUGGCUCACGAGCUCCAAGACUAUUUGAUAUGCAAUUAGGCCGUCGCGUAAUGGCUGAUGUAUUAAACAUGCCAGAUCGUGCCGAUUGGAAACAAUGCGUAGUGAAUAUCAAGGAAGAGGAGGAAUUGGUUGAAACUCUCAAACCUAUUUACGAAAACUUUCAAGACGAAUUAAACAAGUGAUCAACUAUACUUGCAGCC